CUGUAUUUGCCGGGUACUGGAGGUCGGGCAUGCCCAUGAAACAUCCACUGCGAAAUGCUCUGCCAACGCCGAAAAGAGUGUGAUUGACACGAAAUAUCAGAGACAUGUGCCACAAACUACUCUUUAAAUUAUAUUUACGCAUGCGCUGCCUGGCUACAAGUUGAAUAUAAGCGCGUAGAAAAGACGGAGGAGCGCCGAAAAGUGUCCGUCCGGUUUGUCCUACAAAGGCGCCGAGAGUUUGACAGCGGCAGGACCUCAGUGCGCAGGCCUGACGUUAGGUAAACUGCCGGAGGAGGACGGCGUCCAAAGGACUCCAUGAGACAAUAAACACGGUCCUUUCUGAAGAGGGAAGCGAGCUAAAACAUGAGGAAGGACGUGAGGAUACUGCUGGUCGGGGAGCCCAAGGUGGGGAAGACAUCACUGAUAAUGUCUCUGGUCAGUGAGGAGUUUCCCGAUGAGGUUCCUCUCCGAGCGGAGGAGAUCACCAUCCCUGCUGAUGUCACCCCAGAGAGGGUGCCCACACACAUUGUGGACUACUCAGAGGCAGAACAGUCAGAUGAACAGCUGUACCAAGAAAUCUCAAAGGCGAAUGUAAUCUGCAUAGUUUACUCAGUCAACAACAAGAAGUCCAUUGAAAAGGUGACAAGCCACUGGAUUCCCCUCAUCAAUGACAGAACAGACAAGGACAGCAGGGUACCACUGAUCCUUGUGGGGAACAAGUCGGACCUGGUGGAACACAGCAGCAUGGAGACCAUCCUGCCAAUCAUGAAUCAGUACCAGGAUAUUGAGACCUGUGUAGAGUGCUCUGCCAAAAACCUGAAGAAUAUCUCCGAGCUGUUCUACUACGCUCAGAAGGCUGUUCUCCACCCGACCGGACCUCUGUACUGCCCAGAGGAGAAGGAGUUGAAGCCGUCUUGCAUUAAGGCUUUAACUAGAAUCUUUAAAGUGUCUGACCUGGACAACGACGGCAUCCUAAAUGACAAUGAGCUCAAUUUCUUCCAGAGGACGUGUUUCAAUACACCGCUGGCGCCUCAGGCCUUAGAGGAUGUGAAGAACGUGGUCAGGAGGAACAUGACAGAUGGAGUCAAGGAUAACGGACUCACACUCAAAGGCUUCUUGUUCCUGCACACCCUCUUCAUCCAGCGAGGCAGACACGAGACCACCUGGACUGUGCUGAGGAGGUUUGGUUAUGACGAUGACCUGGAGCUCACACAGGAAUACCUGUUCCCCAUGAUAAAGAUCCCCCCAGACUGCACCACAGAGCUUAACCACAACGCUUACCUCUUCCUCCAGAGUGUCUUUGAUAAACAUGACAAAGACCGGGACUGUGCGCUGUCGCCAGAGGAGGUGAAGGACUUGUUCAAAGUGUUUCCCUACAUGCCCUGGGGUCCGGAUGUGAACCACACGGUCUGCACUAACGAACAGGGGUGGAUCACAUACCAGGGAUACCUCUCCCAGUGGACGUUAACAACGUAUCUAGAUGUACAACGUAGUUUGGAGUAUUUAGGUUAUCUUGGCUAUUCUAUCAUCUACGAACAAGAGUCCCAAGCUGCCGCCAUUACAGUGACACGUAACAAGCGCAUCGAUUUGCAGAAGAAACAGACCCAGCGUAGUGUCUUCCGCUGCAAUGUCUUGGGCGCCCGGGGCAGCGGGAAGAGUGGCUUCCUUCAAGCUUUCCUUGGCAAGAACCUGCAGAAACAGAGGCGGAUUAGAGAAGACCACAAGUCGUUCUAUGCCAUCAGCACGACCUAUGUUUACGGUCAGGAGAAGUACCUGCUGCUCCACGAGGUGAUGCCAGAUUUUGACUUCCUGUCAGAGACGGACCUAGCCUGUGAUGUAGUCUGCCUGGUGUAUGACAUCAACAAUCCACGCUCCUUUGAAUACUGUGCCAAAGUGUACAAGCAAUACUUCAUAGAUAGCAAGACGCCAUGUGUGGUGAUUGCCGCCAAGUCGGACCUGCACGAAGUACGGCAGCACUACAGCCUCUCACCGCACGAGUUCUGCCGUAAGCACAAGCUCCACCCACCCCAGCCGUUCACGUGCAGCACGACCGACGCACCCAGCAAAGACAUCUACACUAGACUCACCACCAUGGCCAUGUACCCGCACAUGGCUCAGGCCGACCUGAAGAACUCCACCUUCUGGCUCAGGGCGAGCGUCGGUGCCACGGUGUUUGCCGUGCUGGGCUUCGCCAUGUACAGAGCGCUUCUCAAACAGCGGUGAUCGGACAGCAUGAGACAGCUACUUCCUCUUCACAGUCCCUCUGUUGACUCUGACCCUUCCCUCCUUCCUGAAAGACUCAGACAGACUGGCUGACUAACCAACCGGACCCAUCGCCUCAGCCCCCAACUCCACCUCAUCCCCUUCCCACAAUCCAACACAGGCAAGAAACAAAUGAGCGAAAUCAUAGGUACAUUUUAUAUGCAUUUUAAAACUGAAGAGUGCGGUUAAGAUUUUUUUGUUAAUGUUGUGGGGAAAAAGGGGUAGCUUAUUUUGGAAAUUUCACUUGUCCAUCAUUCAAUUUGUAAAUGCUGACAUUCUGUGAUCUGUUGGUCUAGUCUAGUCCAGGUAAGACACCAUGGAUAUAGAAACGUAGAUACCUCAUUGACCACCGUAUCGUAUGUCAGCGUCGCCGACAUUGGUCCAGGCAAAACCGGCUUGUAAACACAUACAAGUGAACAGG
This is a messenger RNA of Plectropomus leopardus (leopard coralgrouper), 2683 nucleotides long. It is a transcript of the gene rhot1a, whose product is annotated as ras homolog family member T1a. Gene Ontology annotation, molecular function: GTP binding; calcium ion binding; GTPase activity. The record is from RefSeq and is a predicted model, not a curated record. Gene Ontology annotation, biological process: mitochondrion organization. NCBI's taxonomy places the organism in Eukaryota, Metazoa, Chordata, Actinopteri, Perciformes, Serranidae. Gene Ontology annotation, cellular component: mitochondrial outer membrane.